CUGCGCCCCGGCUCCAGCGAGGACGGUCUCCGCCGCCUCCUGCUCCGACCUUAGUUCUCACCAUCCUCCGCUUGCUCCUCAAAAGCAUCCCCGGUCCCCACCCGCUCACGCCCCACCCGCGGGAAGGAGGCCUCAGGAAUUCAGGGGAGUGGCUGUGGGGGCGCGUCGCGGCUCCCAGCUGGGCCAGCCCCUCUUCCAAGACAUGGUCUGAUCCCCAUUGUAAAAGCUGCGCUCCGAAGAGGAGGACAGAGUGGUCGGUGUUCCCGGAUUGGGGCUGCAGGGAUCUCGUCGUACUGAAGCCCUGGCAUUAUUGUAGGGUGGGGCGGAGACGGCCCUGGAUUUUGGGGAGUGGGGGUGGGAGGGGAGAAGAACCCGGAGGGGGAAAGGACUCAGUGAGGGAGUCGGUGAGAGACUAUGGGGAAGGACCAGGAGCUGCUGGAAGCUGCUCGCACUGGCAAUGUGGCUCUGGUGGAGAAACUCCUGUCUGGCAGGAAAGGAGGGAUCCUGGGCGGUGGAUCUGGACCCCUGCCCCUGUCUAAUCUGCUAAGCAUCUGGCGAGGCCCGAACGUGAAUUGCACAGACAGUUCGGGUUACACUGCUUUACACCAUGCAGCCUUAAAUGGACAUAAGGACAUAGUUCUCAAACUUCUUCAGUAUGAGGCAUCAACAAAUGUAGCAGACAACAAAGGUUAUUUUCCUAUUCACCUGGCUGCCUGGAAAGGAGAUGUGGAAAUUGUGAAGAUUCUUAUUCAUCAUGGACCAUCACAUUCCCGAGUCAAUGAACAGAACAAUGAAAAUGAAACUGCCCUGCACUGUGCAGCUCAGUAUGGACACUCAGAAGUAGUGGCUGUUCUCCUAGAAGAGCUCACUGAUCCUACCAUCAGAAACAGCAAGCUAGAGACACCUUUGGACCUGGCGGCCCUCUACGGAAGGCUCAGAGUGGUCAAAAUGAUCAUCAGUGCACACCCGAACCUAAUGAGCUGCAACACGCGAAAGCACACACCACUACACCUUGCCGCUCGCAACGGUCACAAGGCCGUUGUUCAGGUGCUGCUGGAAGCAGGCAUGGAUGUGAGCUGUCAAACAGAAAAGGGGAGUGCACUGCAUGAAGCAGCUUUGUUUGGAAAGGUGGAUGUUGUCAGAGUUCUGUUAGAAACAGGAAUUGAUGCCAACAUAAAGGAUAGCUUAGGCAGAACUGUCUUAGACAUUCUGAAAGAACAUCCAUCUCAGAAAUCUCUCCAGAUUGCAACACUCUUACAAGAAUAUUUAGAAGGCUUGGGAAGACCAACAGUCCUUGAAGAACAUGUACAAGAAGAUACAGCACAAGAAACACACAUUUUAUCUCCUGCUGAGUCUCCUUCUUCCCAAAAGACCAAAAGUGAAACCGUGACUGGAGAAUUAUCGAAACUCUUGGAUGAAAUAAAACUCUGUCAAGAAAAGGAUUAUUCUUUUGAAGAUUUGUGCCACACAAUAUCAGACCACUACUUAGAUAAUUUGAGCAAGAUUUCAGAGGAAGAACUUGGGAAAAAUGGAAGCCAGAGUGUAAGAACUUCAUCUACAAUAAAUUUGUCACCAGGAGAAGUGGAAGAAGAAGAUGAUGUUGAAAACACUUGUGGACCCUCAGGACUCUGGGAAGCAUUAACUCCCUGUAAUGGAUGUAGGAACCUUGGCUUUCCUAUUCUUGCACAGGAGUCUUAUCCAAAGAAAAGGAAUUACACUAUGGAAAUUGUACCAUCUGCUUCUCUGGAUACGUUUCCUUCAGAAAACGAGAACUUUCUAUGUGAUCUCACGGACACAGCAGUUACCAAGAAACCUUGCUCCUUAGAAAUUGCAAGAGCCCCUUCCCCAAGAACUGAUAAUGCCUCUGAGGUAGCAAUUACUGCUCCAGGAACUAGUAACCAUAGAAACAGCUCUACAGGCCCAACACCUGACUGCUCACCUCCAUCCCCUGACACUGCCCUCAAAAAUAUUGUAAAAGUUAUUCGACCCCAGCCUAAACAACGAACAUCUAUUGUGUCUUCUCUGGAUUUUCAUCGAAUGAAUCACAACCAAGAAUAUUUCGAAAUCAGCACAUCUGCAGGGUGUACAAGCUUCACUUCCAGCCCUCCUGUUAGUCCACCCACCUCUUCCGUGGGAACCACAGAAGUCAAGAAUGAGGGAACUGGCCGUGCAGAUGACCUCUCUCAACAGGAGGACAAUGAUCCCCCAAAAGAAUAUGAUGCUGGGCAAUUUGCAGGCCUUCUCCAUGGAUCCUCUCCAGCGUGUGAGUCCCCUGAAAAUCCAUUUCAUCUCUAUGGGAAAAAGGAUGAAUGUGAAGAAAGACAAGAUGAAGUCAGUUUGGCAAAUAGUCCUUUGCCUUUCAAGCAGUCUCCAAUAGAAAAUAACUCAGAACCUUUGGUGAAGAAAAUUAAACCCAAAGUGGUCAGUAGAACAAUUUUUCACAAAAAAAGCAACCAACUCGAAAACCAUACCAUUGUUGGCACAAGAGCAACUAGGAGUGGAUCCCGAAAUGGAGACCAGUGGAUUGUGAACACGGGGAGAUGUGUGGAGAGAGCCUGUACCCUGGGGAGAAUAAGGUCAUUGCCAAAAGCCCUGAUUGACAUGCAUUUAUCAAAAAAUGUGUCUAAAUCAGAUUCUGAUCUCAUUGCCUACCCUUCGAAUGAAAAAGCAUCAAGAGUUAACUGGAGUGAAUCUUCAACCGCUGAACACAGUUCUAAAGGGCAUUCUGAAAGAACGCCAUCCUUCACUUCUGAAUGGGAAGAAAUUGACAAAAUAAUGAGUUCCAUAGAUGUUGGAAUUAACAGUGAACUUGAAGAAAUGAAUGGUGGGACUACAAGACCCAGAUGCCCUGUCCAAACAGUGGGACAAUGGUUGGAAAGCAUUGGGCUACCUCAGUACGAGAACCACCUGAUGGCUAAUGGAUUUGACAAUGUGCAGUUUAUGGGAAGCAAUGUUAUGGAGGAUCAGGAUUUAUUGGAAAUUGGAAUUCUUAAUUCUGGGCACAGACAAAGAAUUCUACAGGCAAUCCAACUCCUUCCAAAGAUGAGACCCAUUGGCCACGAUGGUUAUCAUCCCACCUCUGUCGCUGAGUGGCUGGAUUCCAUUGAACUAGGUGACUACACGAAAGCCUUUCUAAUUAAUGGCUACACAUCGAUGGACCUGUUGAAAAAAAUCUGGGAGGUUGAACUUAUUAAUGUUUUAAAAAUCAAUUUGAUUGGCCACAGGAAACGUAUUUUGGCAUCUCUGGGAGACAGGCUGCACGAGGAUCCGCCACAGAAGCCCCCUCGGUCCAUCACCCUCAGGGAACCCAGUGGUAAUCACACUCCUCCUCAGUUGUCUCCAUCACUUAGCCAAAGCACUUACACCACUGGUGGCUCCCUAGACGUUCCUCACAUUAUCAUGCAGGGCGAUGCAAGGAGGAGAAGAAAUGAAAACUACUUUGAUGAUAUUCCCCGAUCAAAACUGGAGAGGCAGAUGGCCCAGCAGUCGUCUGUCUGUGAAAUAUGGACGAAUCAGAACGCUGGAUUUCCUUUCUCAGCCAUCCAUCAGGUUCAUAAUACGGGAGACUGGGGAGAACCUUCCAUUACCUUGCGACCUCCAAAUGAAGCCACAGCCUCAACUCCAGUACAGUACUGGCAACACCAUCCAGAGAAGCUCAUCUUCCAGUCAUGCGAUUACAAAGCUUUUUAUUUAGGUUCUAUGCUGAUAAAAGAGCUCAGGGGGACAGAAUCAACCCAAGAUGCUUGUGCAAAAAUGCGGGCCAACUGUCAGAAGUCUACGGAGCAAAUGAAGAAGGUCCCUACUAUUAUUCUUUCGGUCUCUUAUAAAGGAGUCAAAUUUAUUGAUGCAACGAAUAAGAACAUAAUUGCUGAGCAUGAAAUCCGUAAUAUCUCCUGUGCUGCCCAGGACCCAGAAGACCUCUCAACAUUUGCUUAUAUCACGAAAGAUUUGAAGUCCAAUCACCACUACUGUCAUGUGUUUACCGCCUUCGAUGUGAACCUGGCCUACGAAAUCAUCCUAACACUGGGACAGGCAUUUGAAGUCGCUUACCAGCUCGCACUACAAGCAAGAAAAGGGGGCCAUUCCUCCACACUCCCAGAAAGCUUUGAAAACAAACCCUCCAAGCCCAUCCCCAAGCCCCGCGUUAGCAUUCGCAAGUCAGUGCAGAUUGACCCAUCUGAGCAAAAGACUCUGGCCAAUCUGCCGUGGAUUGUGGAGCCGGGACAGGAAGCCAAGAGGGGAAUUAAUACCAAGUAUGAGACCACGAUCUUCUGAUCCUCGCCGUCCUCCCAUCCUCGCGGUGCCUUGCACGCCGAGCAGUCCGGAGCAGGUUUCCCUUCCCGCCUCCGUUUCCACCCAGCCCAGGAGGAAGACUGCUCUGUUUGUGUGGCCUUGUCACAGGCGAAAGGCCGCUGGCCAUUCCUGGGGACGUUCUUUCUGCACCAGAGACAGAAAGUGCAACCAAGACUCUCCAGCCGUAACCCCUGAGAGGCACGAGUUGAGGUUUUCGCUGACUCCCGACUCCCCUCCCUGCCACCACCCAAGGUAUUUCUAACGACUCGGCCCCAACACUUGCUUCACUGUAGUUGGGGAUAACACCUUAAAAAAAAAAAAAAAAGUACAGGGGAUCUCUAAUACUGCCUAAAUGUAUCAAAAUCUUGGGUUUUUCACUGUCAGCAGUUUUAAAGGUAGAAUCAGAACAGAACAACCCCCAUAAAACAUCUGUAAAAUCAUUACAUCACUGAGUAUCAUUUCCUACAACAGGACAGAAACCACCCCCGUGGUUGCCAGGAAAUCCUGUUUCCCAAUUUCUAUAUUUGUGGAUUUUAUAUGUAAUCAACUAUGUCAGACAAAGAAAACCUUUACAUCUAUGGACUGAUUCAAAAUUUACGAAUGAUUUAAAACAGAGGAAUUUAUUAUGCACAGAAAAAUGUGUCUUGUUAUUAAAUAUUUUUACUAAAAGAAUGUUUCAUUAAUGCAUUGAUAAGAAAACUAGGUUAGUUGUGAGGGAUGUUUCUGGUUUCCUUUCAAAUAACUAAAUUUCUACUGCUACCACCAAGAGAACUGACUUGGACGAGGCAAAGUACCAAUGACACUCACCAGAGCAGGAGGUCCAGGCAGGCAGACUGGCGUCCAACCCAGAGCACUGACGCAGCCAUCAGUCUGCAAAGAUUGUUUUUUAAAUCUUCACAGCGUUUUAAAGAACACGUUAAAAAAAAAUCUAGGGCUCCUGCUGUCAAGAUUUCUGUCAUGGAAACCUUGUUUGAGAAAGCUGUUAAUAAAAUCCUGUUGCAAAAAUUUCUUUUCUAGAAAAAAUAAAUACAAAAAAAAAAAGAGAGAUUCCAAAGUAAUAAAACUCUUUUCUUGAAACAAAAAAAAUAAAUAUUUGCUUACUAUUUGAUUAAAUAAAAUUUACUUACAUUUCUUUAAGGCAUUUUAAUUUUUUUAAUGUCUCUGUGGAGUAUUUGUAUGAUAAAUACCAUAAUGUAUAUUUAUGUAGAAUCAAAUUAUAUAAACAGUACCAAUAUCAUUAUAGAAAAAAAUAACAUUUUAAUGUAUAUUGUUCUAACCAAUCAUAUUGUGAAUCAUUUUGAAGUUCAUUAUAGCUAUAUUGAUAAAUCGUGGGAUUGUCUGAAUGUUGUUUUUUUUUAUUAACCAAUAUUAUUUUAAACCUGAGAUUAUCAGUUAUAUUCAUCAGUUGGUGAGUUUGAGAGGAUAACUAAAUUUUAUUUCAAACUGACAAAUGUAUAUGGUUUUAGUUCAGUGUUGAAGAAUUUUAAUACAAUAUUAAAUUACUUGAACUGAGCAGUUCCUUGUAUAUAUUUUGCCUAUUCACUGUUGAUAUGUAUGUAGUAAAUGAAGAGUAAAAUAACACAUAUAUGGUACCAAAAGGAAAUUGUAUAGGAGCAAAGUAAAGAGUUGCUUUGCUAAAACAGAAACAUAUGUGUAAAUAUGCUUGGGCUUCCAGUUAUAAAUUUUGUAAUUUUUGUCAUUAUUUAUAUCCUAUAAAAAAAAAAGCACACAAAAUAAAAAGGAUAUUGUACAGCCGCUGGUGCUUGGCAUUGUUCUGUGAGCACCUUCCUGCUUCCAUAUGGGAACAGAACCAAAGAAUCGGCCUUCUCAUCAUUCAUAGCU
Messenger RNA from Pteropus alecto (black flying fox), 6135 nucleotides. RefSeq names its product ankyrin repeat and sterile alpha motif domain containing 1B (gene ANKS1B). NCBI's taxonomy places the organism in Eukaryota, Metazoa, Chordata, Mammalia, Chiroptera, Pteropodidae. The record is from RefSeq and is a predicted model, not a curated record. Gene Ontology annotation, molecular function: protein binding. The transcript has 27 exons. The coding region runs from base 415 to 4275 and encodes 1286 amino acids. Gene Ontology annotation, cellular component: cytosol.